AUGAACGGAUCCAAGCAACAGACUCACCGCUCUACUGAUGCACGGGCCCCCCCGUCCCCCCAAAAUGGCAAAAUAACGCCAAGAUUUCGAAGGCGCCCAGUUCCGCACCCAAAAAAUUUCAAACGUCCAGUGGAAAACCCACCGAGCAUCGCCAACCCGCCUCAAACCCAGCCCAGCUCAACGCCGUUUGAUUUGCAGAUAAACCUCCCACGGCCGCCGAUAGAUACCCUCAUCAUCGUCACGAGACCGGACUGUGACCAGAGCCCGCACUGCCCCCCCAGCACUUGCCCGGAUUCUCGGAUUCUCGGAUUUCCCACCGCAGUCCCAACAGGCACAGCGAUGGCCGAGUCCUCCUUGCAGGAUCGCCUGCGCGAUCAUGCGAAAGCCUUCGACUCGCUCCUGUCCCUCAUUCCAGCCAAGAUGUACUACGGUGAUGGCGAUGAUAACAACAAUCAAUGGAAGAAGAAGAAGCAGUCCAAGGCCCAAGCCUCCGAGUCCAGACGGAACAAGCUCGACCCCGACAGCAAGCUCAACCGCAGCGUCAAGGAGGUCAUGGAGGAGCAGGCACAGAAGAAGCGCAAGCGUGACCAGGGACUUGAGGAUUCCGCAGAUGAAUGGUCCGAGGUCGAAGGCAUCGAUGCAGAGAAGCCUGGCCAAGGCUUGAAGAAGAAGAAGCAGAGGCCCGUCCCCCAGGAGCCAGAGCUGACCGAGGAGGAGAAGCGCAAGGAAGAAAAGAAGGCCGCCAGAAAAGAGCGCAAGGCUGAGAGGCAAGCUUUGAGAGACGAGGAAGCCGAGUACCAGAAGAGAAACGUCAAGUCAGGCGUCAACAAGGUCAAGCUGGGCCCACGUGGUCUCCAGCCCGACUCUACCGAGGACAGCAAGCCUGCCUCAAAUCCCACGUCAGAAGCCCCGCAAGAGCCUGUGGAAGACGACCAUGACGAGACUGACGAUUCAUCUGAAGUGCAAGACCUAGAAAUGCCAGACCUGGCAGACCUGGCAGGGGACGAGGAGGACGCUGAACAGAAACCAGACUCUGCCACUGCAUCGCCUUCCGAGCCCGAGUCGCCUUUAUUCGACACCAACGGCACUGCCGCCGACUCAGCCGGUCAGCCUCCAAGCACAACUACCUCCAUUUCCUCCACUACUGCUCCUUCCGACAAGCCCAAGCAGCUUAAGAUACCCAAGGACACAGAGGCUCUUCGUGCUCGCCUCGCUGCCAAGAUCCAGACCCUUCGUGCCGCUCGCAAAGCCGACGGCCCAGAUGGCAAGCCUAUCCGUACUCGCCAAGAACUCAUCGAGUCGAGACGGGAGACAGAGGCCAAGCGAAAGGCGCACAAGAAGGAAGUCCGAAAGAAGGCUCUCGAUGAGGAGAACAGGAAGCGUGAAGAGGCACUCGCCUCUGCUCGCAACUCCCCUGGUAGCAUCCUCAGUCCGGCCGUCGACCUGGCGGACACCAACUUCACCUUUGGUAGAGUGGCUUUCGGCGAUGGCGCCCAGCUUUCCAACGACCUGUCACACGUGCUCAACAAUGCCAAGAAGAAGGGCCCAUCAGACGCCAAGACUGCCCUGCUGAAGGUCCAAAAUGAGAAGAAGCGUCUCGAGCAGAUGAACGAAGAGAAGCGCAAGGAUGUCGAAGACAAGGAGAUGUGGUUGUCUGCGAGGAAGCGGGCCGAGGGCGAGAAGAUAAGAGAUGACGAAAAGCUCCUUAAGAAAGCAGUGAAGCGCAAGGAGGUGCAGAAGAGUAAGAGUGAGAAGGCAUGGAGAGAGCGAGCCGAAGGAGUGCAAAAGGCAAUGAAGCAACGCGCAGCAAAGCGCGAGGCCAAUAUUAAGGAGCGAAAGGAUCAGAAGCUCAUGGGCAAGUCGGGUAAGAAGAAGGGAGGCGCCAAAAAGGGAGGUGCCAAGAAGGGCCGCGCCGGUUUUGAAGGAUCGUCCUUUGGCGGUAAGAAGAAGUAAAACUUGGAGUAUCACAGCCGCAGAGGUGGCAUGGGUUUUGUUCAGGGCAUUCUAUGAGUACGUUCCGGAUAUCAUCGUUACAUACCACGGCACAAUUGCUUAUUUCCCAGCGGGCGUUAAUGGGCAUGGGAUUUCGUCAUACUGCUAGAGGAACCGAGUCUCCAUACGCCGUGCUCUGUCCAUUGAUAAUUUCAGCUUCUUGCUUUACAAUCGCUUCUGAAGAUCGCUUGCUCCUCUCGCCGCCUUAUCCACGGGCCAGAGUUGAGAACACCUGACUGCCUUGACCACCUCUGCACUUGUGACCAUCUACUGCAGAAAUAUCUGCACUCUAAACAUUCAGUCAUGCGGUUAGCCAUGCAAUCUUUGUCAGGCUCUCUGAUACUGCAGUCAUCCUGUCUCGUAAGCUAAUUGGACUGCUUUGCCGCUUACAUAUAUACAUACAUAAUAUGACCUUUAGCGAACUUGCAUUUGGUAUUACAGCUUAGCUAAUCGC
Truncatella angustata is the source of this 2446-nucleotide messenger RNA. RefSeq names its product surfeit locus protein 6-domain-containing protein. The transcript is spliced from 4 exons. NCBI's taxonomy places the organism in Eukaryota, Fungi, Ascomycota, Sordariomycetes, Amphisphaeriales, Sporocadaceae. Gene Ontology annotation, cellular component: nucleolus. The coding region runs from base 1 to 1953 and encodes 650 amino acids. Gene Ontology annotation, biological process: ribosomal large subunit biogenesis; ribosomal small subunit biogenesis. Gene Ontology annotation, molecular function: RNA binding; DNA binding. The record is from RefSeq and is a predicted model, not a curated record.